Molecule: messenger RNA, 1761 nt
Organism: Symbiodinium natans
Lineage: Eukaryota; Dinophyceae; Suessiales; Symbiodiniaceae
Source: the annotation of a GenBank genome assembly
AUGAUACUCCACAAUGGUGCGGCCUACCUCCGCUUGGAGCCUGCAAGCCCGGCUCCAGCAGCACCUGCUCCUCCGGCUGCGGCUCCAGAAGAACCUGUGGCAGCAUGCGCAGUUCGACCGGUGCCAGACUUGGAUGACAACAAGCCUCCCACGCACGCAGACAUCCAGCGAAACAUCGACAGUGGCGCCAUCAUGGUCCACGUGAGUCGAGUGGCACAGACAGCAAGUGCGCAUCGCAGCCUUGUCACCAACAUCCAGAAGGCCCUGCGCCUACCGGUUGGCAUAUCGAAUGGAGAGUGGGGUGUUGAAGCACAACGCAGGCUUUUCGAAGUUCUUCGCAAGGCAAAGCGUUCUCGUGGCCGAGUGCUCGCUAUCGCUGACAAGGAAGAGGCGCCGCGACCCCUCGAGCAACUCCCCUUCAUCCUGACAUCUGACUCAUCCACCUCCGAGAACCGGAAGAGCAACACAAAGCAGAAGACAGACAUGAAUCCUCUUGAGGAGUUCGAGUGUUUCAGCGUGGCUUACGAUGAGGCUGUUGCAGCAAACAAGGAACUCCGGCAGGACAUCUAUAUGAAGGACCUCCGCAUCAGUGAGCUAGAGGAGGCCAUGAGUAACUUGCUUGAUGAGGCCAUGGAGCAGUUCGGCGGCAAGGAGCAUCACUGCGAGUCACUCUCGCUUCCCCGGUGUGGCUUCGUGGACGCAUCGGCCCUGGAACACCCCGUCUCUAUCAAGGACUUCAUCACUAAUGUCUGUCAGCGUCCUGAAGGGUUGAAAACUUGCCCAUUGACCUUUGAUGUGCACUGGAACAUCCCUGGGUUCGGCAAUGUCGCCCGCCUAGGUGAAGUGAUUCAAUCCAACCACUUGGACGAUCUACCGGACGCCGUCCGCUUGAAGAAGCAACUUCCUCCAACCUCCAAGGAAGGCCUAUGUGUGGAUCCUCACCCAGAUCAGGCCAGAUUCCGGGUCUCCCAUGGCGGGUUGGCCAGAAUCCAAGGCACCGCGUGGGCCUCAUCCACGAUACUGGACGACCCGCAGGUCGACAAUUUGCCCAUGGCCGACAUCAAGAGCUGGCUCACCUUGGAAGAGGAUCAGAACUGGACGGGGAGAUACAAUGAUGUGAAGAUGGACGACAACAGUCGUCGCUGCAUCACGUCGGACGAGUUCUUCGAACUGGCGCGCAAAUUCUCUGAAGGCCAUCAGGAGACCGAUGUGCUGGCAACCUUGAAGCGCGUAAAUCGGAAAGAAAGGUCUUCAAUCCCGUCGUGGCCAAGCGUGGUAAGCAGCGCCUCCUCGCAAAGCGCCGUUCGGAAGACAGAAUGGCAGCCCAUCGGCAGGAAGUACUUGGAAGGCCGCAACAUCAUCUUCCACACAGACUCGGCCCGUAGCUACAAGACCCGUCUGAACAAGGUUGUGCAUGAUAACGUCGUGCGCUGCAAAAAGAAAGUGAGGGUGAACGGGAAGUGGACGUGGCAAAUGCCCAAGUAUGUCAAGGUCACGACCCACACAUUGCCGGGCACAAACAAAAAAGUGAAGGCGAAGGCUGGAACGCAAAUCGUCGACCGUGCGUGGCGGUACAUCAAGGAUCGCUUGUCCCUCAAUCAGAGCACGCGCCCGGGAUCCAGACUGAUUCGAGCCAGCACAGAUCCAGGGAGCUCAGCGAACCCCAACCUGGCCGACAGCGACGGCCAGGCGCCUUUGCAUCAGGCGGCGGAGCUUGGCCAGCUCGAUUGCCUCAACCUCCUCCUCCUCUGUGGGGCGCAG